UGGGCGAGGAACACCUCUCACCAGCUGCGCCUGAGCCGCGGCACUCAGGCCACAGCUGUCUCCGCAGCCACUCAUAUCUGGAUACCCUCAUGGUUCAAGAUUCCACUGCAAUGAGUUGGUGGAAGAACAAUUUCUGGAUCAUCCUAGCUGUGACCAUCAUUGUUGUCUCAGUGGGCCUGGGCCUCAUCCUGUACUGUAUCUGUAGACGGCAGCUUAGACAAGGCAAGAGAUGGGAAAUUACCAAGCCUUUGAAACAAAACCAAACAGAUGAAGAAGAGAUGUAUGAGAAUGUUCUUAAUGAAUCACCAGUUCAAUUACCCCCUCUGCCACCCAGGGAUUUUCUUUCUCCAGAGGACUCUUCCCCACAGGAAACCCCAAGUCAGCCACCAGUUACAUACUCAUUGGUAAGCAAAGUUAAAAAUAAGAAGACCAUUUCCAUCCCAAGCUACAUUGAGCCUGAAGAUGACUAUGACGAUGUUGAAAUCCCUGCAAAUACUGAAAACCAUCAUUUUGAAACAAGCAUUUCUUCUUUUUUGGCAAGCUGAAAAGGGUUCACAUGGCUUUUUUAAAAAACAAUCAAGAAUAAUUGAACUUCAAUAGGUGUCCAGAUCCUGAAAGACAGUGGUAUUUUAUGAAGCUCUACAAGAUAAAGCACUUUCUGAACCUUAGAUGAAGGUGGUUGAGCAAUCAAAUGACUGCAACCAGAGGA
Molecule: messenger RNA, 709 nt
Organism: Carlito syrichta (Philippine tarsier)
Lineage: Eukaryota; Metazoa; Chordata; Mammalia; Primates; Tarsiidae
Gene: SCIMP
Product: SLP adaptor and CSK interacting membrane protein
Exons: 6
Coding region: 90-545 (151 amino acids)
Cellular component (GO): tetraspanin-enriched microdomain; immunological synapse; membrane
Source: RefSeq, a predicted model, not a curated record